Molecule: messenger RNA, 393 nt
Organism: Protopolystoma xenopodis
Lineage: Eukaryota; Metazoa; Platyhelminthes; Monogenea; Polystomatidea; Polystomatidae
Source: the annotation of a GenBank genome assembly
AUGGUUGUGGUUCUCGUAGACGCAGACAUUUCUACAACAGCUGUUUCUUUGGCAUCUGCAAGUGGCACAGAUUCUCUUUUACGGUCAGGGCAGUUUCUCCUCUUGCUUCUUGUUUCUCCUGUCCAUACCAUUCUAUCAUCAUUGGCGAAGUUUUAUGAUGACUGUGAAAUAGAUGAUGACAAAGGUAAUCUGCACCUUACUCGCUUUCAAGCUUCAAAUCAGUCAGAAAGUCUGCGCCGACAUUUGAUGUUAUCAUCUGCUCCGGGUACUUCAUUGCCUGUCCUUACGGUGCAGGCCAUUGUAUUCUAUCUCCACCAGUCGAGCACCGAUUGCCAACUCGGCUUUCAGCCACUGGUUUGGGUCAUUCUAGCUUCUGGAGUGAUGCUUGCCUGA